AAGUAGCAGAGCCAGUUGUUGUUUACGCGGAAGUGAGGCGAAGCUGCUUUUAAAUUAAACACUAAAAAACUCAAGAAAACAGAAGAUAAAGCGUUUAAAGUUAUUCCAAAGGAGACUUCACUGACACCUGAUGGGGGGAGGUAACUUACAGAAAGCCAUCGACCUCGCCACCAAAGCUGCAGAGGCGGACAAAGCCAAAAACUACGAGGAGGCCCUCAGACUCUAUGAGAAUGCGGUGCAGUACUUCCUGCAUGUCAUCAAAUACGAGGCUUCGGGUGAGCGAGCGACGCAGAGCAUCCGAGCAAAGUGUGCCGACUACCUGGACCGAGCCGAGCAGCUGAAGGAAUACCUGAAGAAGAAGGAGAAUGCACCUCCAGGCAAGCCGGUCAAAGAGUCCCAGUCAGGGGAUAAAGGGGAUGAAAAUGGAGACAGCGAUGACGCAGAGAAGAAGAAGUUCGAGGGUCAGCUCUCAGGUGCCAUUGUCAUGGAGAAACCAAACAUAAAGUGGGACGAUGUCGCCGGACUUGAAGGAGCCAAAGAAGCCCUGAAAGAAGCCGUGAUCCUGCCCAUCAAGUUCCCUCACCUGUUCCAAGGGAAAAGGACUCCAUGGAGAGGGAUCCUUCUGUUUGGACCUCCAGGAACAGGGAAGUCCUACCUGGCCAAGGCGGUCGCUACAGAGGCCAACAACUCCACCUUCUUCUCCAUCUCGUCCUCCGACCUCGUGUCCAAGUGGCUUGGGGAGAGUGAAAAGUUGGUGAAGAGUCUGUUCAGCAUGGCCCGGGAACACAAACCGUCCAUCAUUUUCAUCGACGAGAUCGAUUCUCUCUGCGGCUCCCGGAGCGAGAACGAGAGCGAGGCGGCGCGAAGGAUCAAGACAGAGUUUCUGGUGCAGAUGCAGGGUGUUGGAAAUGACAACCAGGGAAUCCUGGUGCUCGGAGCUACAAACAUCCCGUGGACACUGGACUCCGCCAUCAGGAGGAGGUUUGAGAAGCGGAUCUACAUCCCUCUGCCUGAGGAGCACGCUCGCUCCUUCAUGUUCAAGCUUCACCUGGGCUCCACCCCCAACGAUCUGAAGGAGCCCGACUUCAUCGAGCUGAGUAAAAAGACGCAGGGUUACUCCGGGGCGGACAUCAGUAUCAUCGUCAGGGACGCCUUGAUGCAGCCGGUCAGGAAGGUUCAGUCAGCCUCGCACUUUAAGAAGGUUCGUGGAUCGAGGUGGAACGAUCCAAACACUAUGGUGGACGACCUCCUGACCCCGUGUUCUCCCAGUGACCCCGGAGCCAUCGCCAUGACGUGGAUGGACGUUCCUGGGGACAAACUGUUAGAGCCCAUAGUGUGCAUGGACGACAUGCUGAGGUCGCUGGCAAACACCAAGCCCACAGUGAACGAGGACGACUUGGGGAAGCUGACGAAGUUUACUGAAGACUUCGGUCAAGAAGGCUGAAAACACUCUGCGACCCUCAGCUCAUCAGCAGGACUUUUUUUUAAUUCACUGUCUCUUCUGUUUUUGUUUGUUUGAUUCAUGUUUUCUUCUGUUAAUGUCAAAAACUCUGAGAAACAUCCAGGACAGAUCACCGGAGCCUGAAGCUGGUGUGACCUGAGACUGUGAUGCAAAAGAAAAGCAGGUUAAGAUCAUAGACUGUAUGUAAGAAGUCGAUGUAGACACACAGCCUUGAGUGCAACAUGAGCUGACCUUAUAUGGGCGAGAGGGCGGAGCUAAAAGGAGGGAAGUUGUUCUGUUUGUGUGUUAUUAUCAAGCGGCAACCUCCAGUCUGAAACGAUGAAGCCCAUGCGGAAGUGUUAUAAACUGCAAUACAUCGAGAAUCCGCGUGAGGCUGGCUGCAGAAACACCAGAAACCAUAUAGACACCAAUUCAAAAAAGACGAUCUUUGCAGCAUUAAUAAACAUGUUUACAGCCUGGGUGGGUGAAUCUUUUCAUAACACGACGGUUCAGAAGAUAUUAAGAUUACGAGUUUUUGCCCAAAUAAGGACAUGACUGACUUGACUCCCGGUCGGGAACACAUAGCUGUUGGCUAGGAGGCUCAAACUCCGCCUCUUUACAUCACACUAUGCCUGGGUGAAUUCUGCAUUUCCAAUAUGGCUGCCGCCGUCGAUUGGCCUUCAAAACAGCGCUCAGGAACAGACGGGUGACAUCACGGAUACUACGUCCAUUAUUUAUACAGUCUAUGGAAAUUAUCGAUGACACUAACUAUGGUUCAAAAGCAGGCUUCGUAAAUGCUGUACAUGCUCUGAAAAAACGCACUUUGGCACCCUGUUUAGCCCCGCCCCCAACCUCCUACUUCCUGCUCUCUGAGACUCUAAAUGCGACCAUCGUUUACUAAAUAAACAUCAUGAUGUGUUGAAGAAGACUUAAACUAGAAAUCGAGACCAUAAACUCAUCAGGAACAUGUUCAGCUGAGGAGGAGGGGCGUUUUCUUAUAGACUUCUAUGCAAUCAGACUUUUACGCCCCCUGCUGGUCAGUAGAGAUGCAGGUUAAAUGCAGGUUAAAGAACCUCCACUGCGUGCACUUCUUAAAUACAGUCUGUGGUUCCUAUUUAAGCUUCUGUUUGCUGCAGCAGUUCAAUGUUUACUGCUUCUAUGGUUUUCUAAAAUAAAUAAUCGAUGAUCAAACUCUUAUUUUAUUUAUUUUCUUGAUCUUCUAACAAAUCAAUCAAAUGUUUUAUCACUUUUUAUCAUGUUUACGUCUCUUUAAGGAGUCCUGUUUUUAUCUGUUUUUGUUCUCUGGAAACAAAGUGAUAUAUCUUGUUUUUUCUGACAGCACUGUUAACUCAGUGAUGAUGCUUUGGUUUGAAUGCACAUUUUAAACACCCUGUGUGGUCUGACAGGAAAUUAAUCUGCCUUUAAAUAAUCCAGUUUGUUCUUUAAAAAUUGGAUUUAAUCUGUUUGAUGUGUAAACGCAGAUGUAACUUGUUUUAUGAAACUACACGUGGAGUUUUCACCAGCUGCUUCUCUGAGAGCCGUACGCGUUUCUGUUUGAAACACCGUACACAAGCAGUUUUUGAAUUAUUGCUCAUUCUUUAACUCUUGAUGUCUUUGCACAUUUUCUACACUUUGUAUUUUGGUUACAGUUUUAUAGAAAUGAAUAAUGGAACUGUUGUUUUCGUGGUUUGAGUUUAGUCUUUAUUUAAGGUUGUCUCUGGGUUACCUGAGGUCACUCUUUUGUUGAAACUGAAGGUGAUCAUCUGCACAUUUUUAAUUCCCUAUAUAACAUGUUUUGUGAACAAAGGGUUAAAAAAAUAAAGCUGGAAAUGAAAACAGGA
This is a messenger RNA of Notolabrus celidotus (New Zealand spotty), 3282 nucleotides long. Its product is annotated as vacuolar protein sorting-associated protein 4B-like. Gene Ontology annotation, biological process: vacuole organization; endosomal transport. The coding region runs from base 131 to 1444 and encodes 437 amino acids. The record is from RefSeq and is a predicted model, not a curated record. The transcript is spliced from 11 exons. Lineage: Eukaryota; Metazoa; Chordata; Actinopteri; Labriformes; Labridae. Gene Ontology annotation, molecular function: ATP binding; ATP hydrolysis activity.